This is a messenger RNA of Diorhabda sublineata, 6189 nucleotides long. Its product is annotated as polycomb group protein Psc-like. Gene Ontology annotation, cellular component: PRC1 complex. The record is from RefSeq and is a predicted model, not a curated record. Gene Ontology annotation, biological process: negative regulation of transcription by RNA polymerase II. Bases 627 to 3560 code for a protein of 977 amino acids. The transcript has 6 exons. Gene Ontology annotation, molecular function: promoter-specific chromatin binding. Lineage: Eukaryota; Metazoa; Arthropoda; Insecta; Coleoptera; Chrysomelidae.
AGUCUACUGAGUGAGAUCGUAGAGUGCUUUGGGUUAACGUUUCUCUGCGAAAAAGUCGCUUAUUUUCACAAAUCACGAUGAGAAUUAAGGUUAAAUGUAACCGUUUCCGUAAAAGUAUUCGUUUUCUAACAUAUAUUUGUUUAAUAUUUUAAAAAAUUCUGUCGAAAAGUGCGUUAAAACCGGCAAAAUGUGGCGGAAUAUAGGUUAUGUUUGUCUAUAAGGGCGAUUGUUGUGCGUUUUCGACGAUGGGAGAGUUUUAUAACUUGGCAUUUUAUUUUAUUGCUUGAGUUUUAGUGUCGAAAGGAAUUUUUUUCGUAGUGAAAUUUACGUAGUGAUGUCGAAUGUAUAAGCUAUUUCCACUAAAUUAAGUGUUUGUUUACAAACGGUUCGUUUACAAUAUUCCGAUUCAGAAAACAUAUUCGAUAUGCAUUUUAUUACGUAUAUGAUGUGGGUAAAAAUUCGCGUGAAAAUUGUCAGUGAGCUGUGAUGUUUAAUUGUCAGUGUAAACAAAGUAAUGUGUUCGUAUUAGUGCUUAGUGAAUUUCUUUUGGAUUACAGUGUUUUUUUGGAUUACCAUGAGUUUAUUUUGGAGCAUUUGAAUACAGUUUAAGGUAUUAUCAGAACGACAUGGAGCAGCAGCAAAUAAAACAACGACCAGAGAAGAUAAAACUGACAGAGAUAAACCCGUAUCUGACGUGUUAUCUCUGUAAGGGAUAUUUAAUAGACGCGACGACGAUAUCCGAAUGUUUACAUUCGUUUUGCAGGAGUUGCAUUAUCAAAUUCCUGCAGGACAACAGCUACUGCCCUAUUUGUGAGGUGAUCAUCAACAAAGCCAAACCCAAUUUGAAAUUGGACAAAACUCUUCAGGACAUCGUGUACAAAUUAGUACCAGAACUGUUUUUGAAGGAGAUGACGCGCCGAAAACAAUAUUAUCAGCAAUACCCGCAAAUAGCAGCAAGAGUUUCCCCAGAAGAACGUGGUGAAGAUACGGAAAGGACCAUUUUCAACCCACAAGAUUGCAUAAGUUUAUCCAUGGAGUACGUGAGUUCGGAUUCUUCACCAGGAGCUAUAAAACUACCUGGCAUAAAAAACGACGAAAUAUCUAUAGAAGACAACCAAACUCACAUGAAACGGUAUUUGCAGUGUCCAGGGAUGUGUCGAGUAGACGUAUUGAAGAAAUUUGUUAGAAAUAAAUAUAAUGUAGAUACCAGUUUGUUUUACAUUGAUAUUUUAUAUAAAAGAGUACCUCUUCCCGACCAUUAUACUUUGAUAGAUAUCGCUUAUAUCUAUUCGUGGAAAAGGGUAAGGGAAUUAUUAAUUUUUAUUUUUUUUUUUUCGUAUAAUAUAUUUAGAAACUUUAAUUUGUUACAGAACGAACCGAUGAAAUUCUUUUUCCGCAUAACCGAUUUGAAUAAAGUCUCCGAACGAUUCGAUUAUUUCGAUUCCAAAAAUACCAACGAAACGUUGGUACAAUUACCUUUGAGAUCUUCCAGAAACAAUGGAGCGGCUUCUAGAAGAAAGGAACACGUUUUGAACAAGAAAAAUUCGAAAGCGAUCAAACAACAAGACAACAAAGUGCAAAGCAACGGUUGUGAUAAAAUAAACACAAAAAUUAAAGCGGAAACAAGUGAUUGUGAAAUUAAUAGCGACAAAAUCGGCGAGCAACAAUUAAAUAGUAACAAAGAAAAUGUUAAAGUGAAAGAAGAAACUAAAAUAAACAGUGAUAAUUAUCAAGAGAAUACAGAAGAAAGUACGAAACGUUUCGUUUUGAAAAUAAAGAAGGAUCCCGAAAAGGAUAAAGCGAUAAAAGAUGAUAUAAGUGUUACCAAUACAAACGAAAUAAAAAAUAGUGUAGUGAAACCGGAAGUAUCGGGACAUUUAAAAAAUAACGUACAAAAUCAAAAGAAUUCCGUUUAUACGAAUAUAACGCUGAAUAGAAGUAAUAACAUGGAAAUAAUCACGAAAAUUCAAAAACUUUCCAAUAAAGACGGACAAUCUCUCGGUUUUAAUAUAAUAAAACAAACAGUUAAAAGCAACGAUAAUAAUAAAAAACUCGAAACAGAAAACGAUAGUACGGAAAACGAAGAAAAAAUAAAAUUUUUGAAAACGUUCGAAUUAACCGCAAAAACUAGUCCGAAAUUAAAAAAUAAAGAAGAAACGACAAAAAGAAAAACUUCGAGUCCCCCUAAACGAGAAUCUCCUAUAAAAAAAUCAAAAACGGAAAAGAAACCGGUAACGAGAAUAAUAUUACAAAACAAACCGAAAUUAUCAACGCCCGGUUUACAAUCUUUAAUAGAAAAUUGCAAAAUACCAUCUUCUCUAUCUAUAACAAUAAAAAACGGUACGGAAACUAAUAAACCCACCCCGAUGAUACCGCCGGUGAAGAAUUACAUCGAAAUAUUAAAAUUACCCGACGAAACUAAACCGAUUAAAGGAGAUACGAAUUUCCGCAUAAACGCGGAUAGCGAACAAAAAGUCGACGAAGAUUUGGCGGAAAUAGCGAAAAGUUUAACCGAAAAAAUUCCGAUAUCGACGACGGUUUCCCAAAUAAUCGGACCGAAACAAGAAUUUUCCAUUCCUACGAAACCGACUAAAUUCAAUAUACAACCGUCACCAGUACCUGAAUUAACCAACAAACUCCUCAACGUACCGAAAGAAAAUAAAUUGAAUCCCAGAUCGCCGCAAUCAUUUCAAAAAAUAUUCGAAGAAUCCAUUAAAAAACCGGAUAUUUCGUCGCCGGAAAAAGAAUCUAACAACGAAGUUACAAGCACUUCUAAUAAUAAUAAUAAUAAUAAUAAUAAUAAUAAUAAUAACAAGAGGAAUUUGAUGGAGAUAACGACGAAGUUGUAUAAAAAAACGAAAAUGGAAAUGGAGAAGAAUCAAAUAGAUUCGACGACGACGACGACGAUGACGACGACGUUGUCGACGACGACUACACCAAAAAUACCGAUACCGAGAUUAUCGAAUAGUAAAAAUUCGACAUCGGACGCGGUGGAUAAACGGAAAUGUCAAACUACUUUGAACAAUUUACAUUCGAACGCUCUAGGAUUGAAUUACACGAUAUCCGUUGGUCCGAGUAAAGGCGGCGCUGUUACCAAAAAAGACGAAGCGUCGUCGUCGUCGCCGUCGCCGAAAUCGUCGCCGAUGAUAAAACACAUGUACGCCCCGAUGAUGGAACAAUUGAAAGUCAACACUUACUCCCCAAAGUCGAAUAAACCCCCGUCGGGGCAUUUAGCGACUUCGAGCGUCUCGCCGCCGAAACCGUCGUCGAGUAGUAGUAGUAGUAGUACUUCGCAGACGACUCCUCUCAGUCCUAAUCAGAUAUUGGAGAGAUACAGUAUCCAGAAUUUGGCGCAAUUGACGGCUAAUUUGAAUUACGGUUUGAAUCAUCCCGGUAAUCAAUUGGCGGCUAUACAGCACGCGAUGUUUUUGAAACAUUUCGAAAUACAAAAUAGACAGAAUUGGUUGAAUAUGAAUCAGGGUUCGUUGAUGCAGUACGAAAAGUAUUUGCAAAAUUUGCAGAAAACUUCGCAGAAUCAUUUGUUGACUAAGGAAAAUUGAAGCGGUUCCGUUCUAGUUCGUUCGUUCGUUAGUCUCGUUCGUUUAUUUUAAUUUAUUAUUAUUUUUUUUUUGUGUUUCCAUUCCAUGUUUAGAAAAUUUAACUAAAUGUCUUGUAUCCGCGUUUUCUUUUUUCAAAAUUAGACAAAAUCGUUUCUCAUACAAUUCUCAUAAAAGUCUAGAAAUUUCUCCCGUUUUCCAGUCUCGAAUCUUUUACUUUUAAUUUGAUGGUUUUUGUUCCAUUUUCUUUAACUUAACUUUUCUUCUUUUUUCUUUUUUUGCAAUUUUUGCUUCAUCUUUUCGAUUUUUACGAGAUUUGUUCUUGUUUAUUCCUCUUUUUUGCUUUUUCUAUGUUUUUUCUACGUUUUUUUUUUCUCAAAAUUAAUCAAAAUCGUUUCCUAUCUCGUCGAAUUCUGAGUAAUGUUUGAAAAUAUUUCUCGUUUUCCAGUCUCGAAUCUUUUACAUCAAUCUCGUAUUCAUUAAUUUAUUUGUUUUUGUUCCAUUUUCUUGAUACUUUUCUUAUAAAUCCAUUCGAAUUUUUAAAAUGUUAAUUUUUUUAACAAUUUAUUUGUUUUUCUUUUUGCAAAUUUCCUUCGUCUUCUUUUCUACGAGAUUUGUUCACGUUCUUAAGUUCUCAUUUUCCCUUUUUUUACUUUUUCUUUCUUUCUCCUCGUUUUUUUCUCAAAAUUAGUCAAAAUCGUUGCUCAUUCUCAUUAAAGUCUAAAAAUUUCUCGAGUUUUUCAUUCUCGAAUCGUUUACAUAAAUCUCGUAAUCAUUAAUUUGUUUGUUUUUUUUUUCUAUUUUCUUUAAUUUUCCUCAUAAAAUCAGACCGAUUUUUAUUAUGAUGAUUUUUUUCUAAUAAUUCACUUGUUUUUUACAAUUUCCGUUUCGUUCUUUCGGUUUUUACGAGAUUUGUUCAUGUUUAUUUCUCUUUUUUGACUUUUCUAUGGUUUUCCUCGUUUUUUUCUCAAAAUUUGUCAAAAUCGUUUCGUAUCUCGUCUAAUUCUGAGUAAUCUUUAAAAUAAAUUAAAAUAAAAUUUCUCUCGUUUUCAAUUCUCUAAUCUUGUACUCCAAUUUCGUAUUCAUUAAUUUGUUUGUUUUUGUUCUAUUUCCUUCAACUUUUCUUAUAAAUCCAUUCGAAUUUUUAUUAUGAUGAUUUUUGCAAUUUUCGCUUUGUCUUAUUUGCUACGAGAUUUGUUCACGUUUUUAAGUUCCCAUUUUCUCUUUUUUGCAUUUCCUAUGUUUCUUCUCGUUUUUUUUUUUCCAAAUUAGUCAAAAUCGUUUCUUAUCUCGUCAAAUUUUGAGAAAUGUUUGAAAAUUUCUCACGUUUUUCAGUCUCGAAUAUUUUUUUUUUCAAUCUCGUAUUUAUUCAUCGAUUUGUUUUUGUUUUUUAGCAAAUGCUUCUUCCAUCUGUUGAACCGCUUUCCGUUCUUCGUAGCAACCUUUUCUAUCCGCGACUCCUUCAUUAUCGUACUUCUUCCACUAUUUGGCCUAUUCACGUAAAUUUUUUUCACGAAUUCAGUUUAAAACCUCAUCUUCAUCUUCACAUUUCGACCAUCAAACAUUCAAUUUUCUUAUUAUUAUGAUUGGAAUUAUGUUCUUUCUAUCAUAUAUUCAACAUUUUAAAGAUGUUUUUCUUUCUGUUAAUAUGUCUUUCGAUCUUGUUGUCAAUUCUCCCCAUUUUCAUUUUCCUUUUGUUUUUCUGCUCCUUUGCAAUAAAUAAUUGUUUCUAUUUAUUACAUUUGAUGAAUCUAUCUUCUUUUUUCUACCUUUUUUCUAACGUCUACUUUUUCGUCAUUCUUGUUAUUCAUUUUUAGUUCCUAGCUGGUUUCUUGUAUUUUUUUUUCUUUUUCCCAAUCGCUCCCAGUAUUUUCCAUAUAUAAGUUUUUCAGUUAUCGCAAUAAAAAAUUAAAAAAAUUAUAUAUCCCCGAAAAUUUUCUUGUUAAAAUACAGAUUUUUAAAUUUCCAAUCGGUCAUUUUGUGUUUCUAAAAUUACUUUCCAUGUAGUUGACUAUUUUUUGCUUGCUAGAUGAAUUAGAUUUUAUAAAACGUCAGUUUUGACAGCUUGACGUUUAAGAAUGCGGCCACCUCUAUUUGUAUUUAACGUGGACAUUUGACAUUUAGUAUUUAUAACCUCAAAAAAUGUAGUAAAUUAUUUUUUUUCUUCAUAAUUUGGUGAAUAAUUGAAAAAAGAAGCUACAAUUUUCGAUUAUCUAAAAAUAAUUUCUUUAUGUAAAACAAAAAUUUAAUCAAAAACUUUGAUUUUAAAAAACAUUUCGGUAAAAUUGAGUUAAUUUUAAAAAAUGAUAAAUCAAUUCACUUUUAAAUACAUCGUUCAUACUGACUUUUUAAUCAUUCCCCGUAUAUUUUUUUUCUAAUCAAUAUAACAUAAUUACCAAGGAUAAUAAAUAUUUUUCAAAUUCUCUUUCAGUUUCAAAAUCAAAAUUAUUUGUUGUACAUUAUAUUUUGUUUUUAUUUAAAGAAAAAUUUGUUAACGUUUCUGUAUUUAAAGUAUUGUUAAAUGUAUUUAAUUUGAAUGCAACCAAGGUGUAUUAUAAUAAUGUAAAUUAGUUAGUUCUAAGAAAAAUGUAAAAUAUCAUUUUACAAUUUUCAUUAAAAAAACUCAUAGUUU